GAUCAGUACUUGAUCAUAUAACAAACCCAACCCUCUUUCCUCAGACAUGCACAUGCUCUGCCUGUUCACAUCACUCUGCUUCAUCUUCUUGCAUGAUCUUCUAGCCUCUUCAUCAUCGUCAAGUUGUUUUUUCAUCUUGGUUAUGGUUUUGAAGUCGGGGUAACUUGAUCAGACUAGAGGGAAGUAUGCUUAAUUGAACCACCCAUGGGUUUGUUUAUUCACUUGUUUAUCUUUGUGGUGUGUUUUUCUACCACUUUGGGAAAAAAUGUUGAGCACGCGGAACUUGUAGUCGAUUCAACUGUAGUACUUGCUGAAACGGAUGAAAACUAUAUAUGUGCCACAAUUGAUUGGUGGCCUCAUGAUAAGUGUAACUACAACAAUUGCCCAUGGGGGUUUUCAUCAGCGAUGAACUUGGAUUUGAAUCAUCCUUUGCUUUCGAAAGCUGUUGAAGCUUUUAAGAGUUUAAGAAUAAGAGUUGGGGGAUCUCUGCAAGACCGAGUAAAAUAUGAUAUGGGAAAUCUGGACUACACUUGUCAUCCAUUUGCAAAAGGAGAUGGGUUGUUUGGAUUUAGCGAGGGAUGUUUAAACAUGAGUAGGUGGGAUGACCUGAACAACUUUUUCAUGAAAACAGGUGCAAUAAUGACAUUUGGCUUGAAUGCACUAUAUGGUAGACACAAGAUUAGCCACAGAGAGUGGGGAGGAGACUGGAAUUUUAGCAAUGCCCAUGAUUUUAUGAACUUCACCAUUUCCAAAGGAUACCAGAUAGAUUCUUGGGAAUUUGGUAAUGAAUUAAGUGGCAAGGGAAUAGGUGCAUUCGUUGGUGCUGAACAGUAUGCCAAAGAUAUUAUUAACCUAAAAGCUAUAUUAGACAAGUUGUACAAGAACUUUCACCCAAAACCCUUACUCGUUGCACCAGGUGGAUUUUAUGAAAAGGAGUGGUAUGAUAAGCUUCUUGAGGUUUCAGGUUCAAACGUUGUCAAUGUUAUUACGCAUCAUAUAUACAACUUAGGACCAGGUGUUGAUCCUAAUAUUGUGGAUAAAAUUUUAAACCCACUCCACCUGAGUAAAGUAUCAACGACUUUUAGCAGUCUCGAACAGACAAUAAAGAAAUAUGGUCCUUGGGCUUCCGCCUGGGUCGGAGAAUCUGGGGGAGCCUAUAACAGCGGUGGUCGUCAUGUCUCUGACACCUUUGUGAACAGCUUCUGGUAUCUGGAUCAGCUUGGAAUUGCGGCAGAAUACAAUACUAAGGUUUAUUGCAGGCAGACCUUGAUUGGUGGAAACUACGGACUUUUGAAUAUAACAACCUUUGUGCCCAACCCUGAUUAUUAUAGUGCACUAUUAUGGCAUCAGCUUAUGGGAAAAGGGGUUCUUUCUGUUGAGAGUAGUGCUUCUCCACAUUUGCGGUCUUACGCACAUUGUUCAAAGGAAAGAGCAGGUGUUACUUUACUUCUAAUCAACUUGAGCAACCAAACGUCUUUUAAAACGAGUGUUCAAAACACGGCAAGCAGGAUAGUGGUUACCAUAGAGGAAAUCAGUAAAAGGAAAAAGACUUUUGUGCAUCAUCUCAAGGAAGCUGUUUCUUGGAUUGGAGUCAAAGCAUCAGAUGUAUACAUAUACAGAGAAGAAUACAACUUAACUCCGCAAAAUGGUGAUAUCCGAAGCAAAAUUAUGCUUCUUAAUGGAGACCCGUUAAUUCUUACAAGUGAUGGGGAUAUUCCAAGUUUGGCUCCGGUUCAUGUAAACACAAGUUCUCCGUUAUCAGUUGAUCCUUUGUCGAUUAAGUUCAUAGUACUGCCCAACUUCAUUGCUCCAGGCUGCAAAUGAUGUCAACAUUGCAUCCUUUACUACCGGUACUGCGUUAAAAUGGUUUUAUGGCUAUAGUAAUUUAUGUUGCAUUUGCAUAAUCAAAUGUUUAGUGUAAGUAAUUGAUUAUACAAAUUGAUGGGGAGAUUCGUAUGCCUCUCCAACAUGUGCGAGCUAAGCUCGUUAGAAAUUUCAUCAGUCUAAGUAAAUUUCUUGGUUGGAAAUACAUGAAUCUAUUGUCAAAAUCUUAUUUAUUUGCUUUUGGUUGUGCAAGUUCUUGCAUAUAUCCCACAAUGAAAUAUACAGAUUUUAUUUUUUUU
Molecule: messenger RNA, 2123 nt
Organism: Daucus carota subsp. sativus
Lineage: Eukaryota; Viridiplantae; Streptophyta; Magnoliopsida; Apiales; Apiaceae
Product: heparanase-like protein 1
Exons: 10
Coding region: 205-1824 (539 amino acids)
Cellular component (GO): plant-type cell wall; membrane
Molecular function (GO): beta-glucuronidase activity
Source: RefSeq, a predicted model, not a curated record